AGAAAAAUACGUAUCAAUUGACUAAUAAAUUAAAAAAUAAUUUAUGAACAAUUCCGACUACAUUAUAUCUAUAGAGAAGCACCCAUUUAUUAUCUACUAGACAUAGACAACAAAUAUCAAUAUUUACUUAUGGUAUGUAAAGUAGGAUCCAUGAAAAAUGAUGCCAUCGACGAGCCUUUAGCGUUGACAUUUUUGAGUUAAUCAACAUUAUUAAAAUCUUAUCCGAAAUGAUAACGUUAAUCGAAAAUACUAUUUCUAAACAAGGUCUUAGUCCAUGCGCAUAGAGUUUUGAGCAAGGUAUGAAUAUGGGUACGCCAUCUUUUCAGAUUGGAGAGAAAAUAAAAAACAAGUAGUGAAUGAUGAGAUGUGUAAUUGUGCAUAAUUAGUGAGAGAAAGAUUAUUCACUACCUUCGAAACAAGCUCUCAAUUACUCUUAAAUAAUCAUGGACAACCUACGGUAUAUAUUGAGGUAAAGUAAAGUGUAAGCACAAAAAAGCAAUUGAUUCCUAACUACUCCGCAGCAAGUGACAUCCGAUCAGGCCAGCCGGAAAUGGUUGAAUUCUCUCUAGCUACUGCGGCGAAUUUCAUUGACGAGGACGACGAGCUCGACGAAGAGCCCGGGGAAGUGGUCGAGUCGGCGCCACCGCUGAAGGAGGGCGAGGAGAGAGAAAUCAGGUGCAGCGACGGCACUAGCCUCAAGAAGAAGCUUCUCAAGCUUGGCCACGGCUUGGAGACUCCUGAGUUCGGCGAUGAAGUCACUGUUCACUAUGUGGGAUUUUUACUUGAUGGAACCAAAUUUGUCUCAACCCGGGGAGAAGAUCAGCCCUUCACUUUCAAGCUUGGCAAAGGGCUACUUGUUUCUGGCUUGGAUCAUGGGAUUAUGACAAUGACCAGAGGUGAAACUGCAUUGUUCACUUUGCCCCCCGAACUGGCGUAUGGAGUAAAAGGCACAGAUGGUGUUCCUCCAAAUGCUGCAACGCUGUUCGAAAUAGAACUCGUAUCAUGGAUCACAGUUGUAGAUGUCUGCAAGGAUGGUGGCAUUCUCAAGAGGAUUAUGGCAAAGGGGGACCAGACUGGUCCUCCUGGCGAACUAGAUGAAGUUUUAGUAAGGUACUCAGCAACUACGACUGAUGGUGCAAUUGUUUCAAAAACAGCUGAGGAGGGAGUAGAAUUUUACGUUAGAGAUGGUCAUUUUUGUCAAGCGAUACCUAAAGCAAUCAAGACAAUGAAAAGGGGAGAGAAAGUGAAUUUAAUUGUCCAGCAUCAAUAUGCCUUUAGCGAUGGGGUUAAGAAUUCUACCUUCAGCUCCCCUUUGGUUCCCUCUGGGUCUGAACUAAGUAUUGAUUUGGAGUUGGUAUCCUUCAAGCCUGUGAUUGAUGUGACCGGUAAUUUUGGAGUUUUAAAAAAGAUUUUGAAAGAGGGGGAAGGAACACACACGGCAAAUGAAAGCACCGCUGUUAGUAUUAGGUAUUUAGCUAAGCUUGAGGAUGGCACUUUAUUCGAGAAAAAAGGGCUAGAUGGAGAGAAGCCCUGGGACUUUACAACAGAUGAAGGUGUGUCCGUGUGUGUGUGUGUACCGUCACACACACACAAGAUGAGCUAUUUUACUGUCUUCUUAGAGAAUGCAUUUCAAAUGAACAAACUGUAAUACAAAAAAUAUAUCCCAAUCUGCCCUUCUAUGAAAAUAAAAAGAAGAGGCUUUGAUGUGUCACACCUGCUAAGCAGAACAAAGACCUUCCAAACCCGCAAUAGAGGUAAUGGUAUCAAUUGCUUUUAUUACGAGGCUUGCUGAAUAAGGCAAAUAAUGUAUU
Molecule: messenger RNA, 1811 nt
Organism: Cuscuta campestris
Lineage: Eukaryota; Viridiplantae; Streptophyta; Magnoliopsida; Solanales; Convolvulaceae
Source: the annotation of a GenBank genome assembly